Messenger RNA from Drosophila hydei, 3004 nucleotides. Its product is annotated as protein RUFY3. Lineage: Eukaryota; Metazoa; Arthropoda; Insecta; Diptera; Drosophilidae. Gene Ontology annotation, molecular function: metal ion binding. The record is from RefSeq and is a predicted model, not a curated record. Gene Ontology annotation, cellular component: cytoplasm. The transcript has 7 exons. The coding region runs from base 116 to 2827 and encodes 903 amino acids.
AUUAUUUAUAUAUAUAUAUAUGUAUAUGAGAAAAGUGUUUGUUAAAGAAUUGUGCUAAGCAACAGCCGAGAUACCUCAAGCCGAACUCAGCAACUUUUUCACCAAGUGCAACGCCAUGCGUGGACUAGUCGAGGAGACAAAGAAGUCAAAGCUUGGCACCGCUGCCGCCACCAACAACAAUAACAACAACAACAGUAGCAGCAGCAGCGCCAGCAUGGGGAGUCGUGGCAAGACUACGCUAGCCAGUGCCGGCUCCAGCUCAUCGCGUCCUUUGAAGGGCGUCGCUAAAACGCCAACAACAACGCCAGCAGCCGCAGGAGUUGCUAAGAAAUUGCCACAACAAGUCGCCGGAAAGUCCAAGACAGCUCCAACAGCAACCACCGGCAGCAGCAGCAGCGCUAAGCCAGGCAUGGCAAAAGCAGUGAAAGCUGCAAAUCCAACCCCACAAGCGCCGCAGACAGCAGCAGCAGCAGUCGUCGCAAUUGCAGCCGCACCUGCACCACCCUUGCAAACGCAGCUGCAGCCCUACAACAACAACGGCAGCAGCAGCAGCACCAACAGCAGCAACACAAUUGCCUUGCCAAAGGCCUCGCAUGCGAAUACCAACGAGGAGCUGGCCGGCGGCGUCCAGGACACCAUAUAUCUCUGCAAUUUUCGCGUCUCUGUGGACGGCGAAUGGCUGUGCCUCAAGGAGCUGCAGGACAUCGAUGUGGCCAAUGGACAGAAGACAGUCGGCGGCGGCGCAGCUCUCUUAAAUACUUCAGCAGCAGCAACAGCUGGUGGUGGUGGUGGUGGUGGUGGUGUUGGUGGUGCAGGUGCAGGUGUGGGUCAUGUGCAGCAUCGCACGCAUACGCAGCAGCAGCAUCACCAAUUUGGGCAGCGCAACAGCAAACGCUACUCGGGCAUGUCGACAGGCAGCGCGGGAGGAUUCGAGGAUAACGCACGCGACACGGCCGAGAUUGAGCGCAGCAAUCUGGUGAACAUCUGCAAGCUGGUCGUGAAGGAGCUGCUGGAGCAAUCGUUGCGCUAUGGCCGCAUGCUCGACUCGGAUCAUUUGCCGCUGCAGCAUUUCUUCAUUGUCAUUGAGCACGUGCUGGGCCAUGGCCUGCGGCCGAAGAAGGGUCUGUUGGGGCCGCGCAAAGAGCUGUGGGAUCUGCUGCAAAGCGUCGAAAGCUAUUGCCCCGAGGCGCAGGACAUUACGGCCAGUGUUAGGGACUUGCCCACGGUUCGCACUCACAUAGGACGGGCGCGUGCCUGGCUGCGCAUUGCACUGAUGCAGAAGAAGCUAUCCGAUUACCUGCAGGCGCUGAUCGAACAUCGCGAGGACUCACUGUACGACUACUACGAGCCGCAUGCUCUGAUGAUGAGCGACGAGAUCGUUGUCAUAAUGGGCAUCUUGGUGGGACUGAACGUCAUCGAUUGCAAUCUCUGUGUCAAGGAGGAGGAUCUCGAUUCACAGCAGGGCGUCAUUGACUUUUCGCUGUACCUACGCUCCAGCUCUCGCAAUGCUGAGCUCAAUGAGGAGCCGAAUGCGCCAGUUGCCCAACUGGAUGCCGCUGGACAGGGCAAUAUGAUUGCCGUGCUGGAUCAGAAGAACUAUAUCGAGGAGCUCAAUCGGCAUUUGAACGCCACUGUGGGCAAUCUGCAGGCCAAGGUCGAGUCCCUGACCACCACCAAUGCCUUGAUGAAGGAGGAUCUGGCCAUAGCGCGCAAUAGUCUGCUCGCUCUGCAGGCCGAGAAUCAGGCCAUGCGUCAGUCGGCCAGUCAACAGGCAGCUCACAAUCAUUCCGAUAACAGCUCCACGGGCAGCGGCAGUGACAAGGACAAAGACAAGGAUAAGGACAAGGACAAGGACAAAGUGGACGGCCUCAGCACGCAACUGACAGAGGAGCGCAAGCGCAGCAACGAACUGGAAAAGGAGCUCAAUCUGCAAGUCUCGCUCAAAGCCGAGUCGGAUAUGGCCAUGAAGCUGCUCGAGAAGGACAUUCAUGAGAAGCAGGACACGAUUGUAUCGCUACGGCGUCAGCUAGACGACAUAAAGCAAAUCAAUCUGGAGAUGUAUCGCAAGCUGCAGGAUUGCAAUUCCUCGCUGACCCACAAAACGGAGCUAAUGAGCAAACUAGAGUGCCAAAAGGAAGAUAUGGCCAGCACAAUUGAACAGUUAGAGAAAAAGUGGACCAAUGAUAAGUGCAACUUGGGCGAGAUAUUGAAGAACACCUCACAAACGUUGUCCACGCAGGUGAGCGCCAGCGAGGAGCGUGCCGCACGCGCAGAGGCGGAGACGCGCAUCGAGCGCGAAUGGCGUGUAUCCUUGCAGGAGAAGGAGCUGAAGCUGAAGGAGAAGAUAGCCGCGCUGCAGAUGUGCGUCAAGGAGCUAGAAGAGGAGCGGCAGAAGAACGACAAGCUCAAGCUGGACUUGGAGAAGGUGCGCGGUCAGUGGUCGGAGGCGCAGACAACGCUCGAGGAGCUGGGCAUACAGCUGAGCGUAAGUAAGCUGAAGAUAUCUGAGUUCCAGGACAAUGAACGAAGACAGCUGCAGCAGCAGCAGCAGCUGCUCUCCGGCUCAUCGCAGUCGCUGCAGCAGGCGUUGCCGGAGAAUCCGGUUAGCUCGCCGGGCAUAUGGGCGCCCGAUUCCAUAACCACUCACUGCACGGCCUGCACCCGGGAGUUCAAUUUGACGCGCAGGAAGCAUCAUUGCCGCAGCUGUGGCGAGAUCUUUUGCAAGGCCUGCUCCGAGCAUACCCUGCCUUUGCUCAAUGCACAGGGUCAGCCGGGCCGGCCUGUACGUGUGUGCAAUGCGUGCUAUGCAGCUACCUCUGGCAAAUGAUCCACAACGAAGCUCACUUCGAAAUACAAUACUAAACAAUUGUAGUUAUUUACGUAUAGUUUGUUAUUAACAAAUAUUGUUCAACGUCAUUUUUUGUGGUUAAGCAAUUAUUUUACGCCAAUUGUGAGCGCGUGCGUAUUUACAAUAAAUGUAUUUUUAUAUUCCUAUCAUUUGAGA